GACCCUCCCUUUCUCUCUCUUCUCCAAUCCCUUUUCUCUCCCCUCCCUCCAUCCUCUUUGUCAGAGCUGUGCACUCCAGCACACAGACAACUUCCCACCAAGAGCAGACCGUAUCAGAUUGCCUCUAAUGCACUGAAAUUCUCCCACUCCUCCCUCUGAAGAGCUCCGGAUCAGGUGAACAUAAGUACAACUUUGCUGUUCGGCUAAGGAAGUGGCCAUGCCUUAAUGACUUGUACCCAGUAACCAGGUGCAUUCAGGCAGUGCUCGCACCAUGAGUUAAUCACUCUGAAACUGUGACUUCUUCCGAUUAACAUUUUCAAUCUGGUUUAACCUGUGAAAAUGCACCUAUGUGAGAAUAUGUGGAGAUGGCCAUACAGCGGGGCAGUAGGAACGAUGCUGCUGCUGCUGCUGGGGAGCAGCUCGGCCCAGGACGUUUCUGCACAGCUUAGCUGUCCAGCGGUCGAAGUCGCUCAGAACAUCACCCAACCUCAAUACAACUGCGUAUUAAACAAGAACACCGAUGUGAGGACUUUGGUGUCGUUUGUCCACUCCUUUCUUUACACCGUCCAGCCUCAUCCUUUUCCUGAACGCUUAUUUCUGGAAAUAAUCAAAGAUCCUCAGCAGUUGCAGUCAAACAAAGAGCUGAUGACGGAAAUCCUCACGUAUGAAGUGGGUUUCCUAGUGUGUAUCGCCAUUGGCAUCUUGUACAUCGUCCUGAUGCCCAUAAUUGGUUUCUUCGUGGCUUUCUGUCGCUACUGUGGCAAAUGUGGGGGGAAUAUGUACCAGAAGCAGACAUCCUCCACCAACUCACUCAGAAGAACUCUCUACUUCAGCCUAUUUGCAAUUACAAUCAUUAUCCUUGCUGGUAACAUUUGCAUGUUCAGAAGCAACGAAGAUCUUAAAAAUAGUGUGAACCAGAGUCCGUUGCAGCUCAACAAUGCAUUACGUGACAUGCACACCUUCCUGGUGUCUGUGCCACAACAAGUGGAUAAUGUGGUGAAUGAGAGCUCCAGAACUGUGGAGAAGAUUACCAGGAACUUAGACGACAUUGGACACCAGUUGGGGGAGAAAAUCCAGCAGCGCUUUAGAGGAACUCUUGACCCAGCUCUGGAGUCGGUCAAACUUCUACACAAUGAAAGUUUGACCACCCGUGACCAACUUGACCAGUUGAACUCGUCACUAGCCCAACUGCAGUCCAGCAUAGACCGUACUCAGGCCAACAUCAGCGUUGUCAGAGAUCGGCUUACUCAGAUGCUGUCCAUACCAGAAUGCAAAGGAUGUCAGAACCUAACAGCAGACAUGAAGAAACUAACGCUAAACAUCACCAUUUCUACUGCCAGCCUGCAUAACUUUAAGUCUGCAGUGAAUGAAGUCAUUAAAGCUGAUCUUCUGUCUGAAAUAAGUGAGGCGGAGAAGUUUUUCAACACCAUUCCUGAGAAGGUGACCAAUGAAACUGAGAGUUUAGUGAACAGCAGCAAAGACCAGCUGAGCAGCAUACAAAAACAUCUUCUGCCGAUUACCCGCGAUCUCCCCCUUUCAGCUUUGGAUGAUGCGUCAAAGACUAUAAUCCAGCUCCAGAGUAACAUUACCACGUACUUCCCUGAAGCGGAAAAAUUAGAGAACAUUAGAUGGAGUGUGGGUCUGGCCCUGUGCUUUGUGAUCCUCCUGGUGGUGGUCUGCAACAUCCUGGGUCUGAUUGUAGGCCUUCUGGGUCUCUCUCCCAAGGUGGACCCCACCAACCGCUCCAUGACCUCAAACUGUGGAGGCAUCUUUCUCAUGAUGAGCGCAGGGUUCAGCUUCUUGUUUUCCUGGCUGUUCAUGAUAUUGGUGCUGGUGCUCUUCCCACUGGGUGGAAACAUGCACACGCUGAUUUGUCGACCAUGGAACAAUGGCCAGCUGCUGCAGUUCAUUGAUACUCCAGGUUUAUUCCCGAACUUCGAAUUAGGCUCGACUUUUGGACUGAAGAGGAAACUCAACCUCUCCCAUGUCUACAGAGAAUGUAAGAAAAACCAACCUUUGUGGACGACGUUUUACUUGUAUGAACUUAUAGAUCUUGAAAGCGCACUCAAUGUGUCUAAAUACACAGCCCAGAUCGACAAGGAGUUUGAGAAAACAAGUAUCACUUUGUUUUCAGUCAAUAUCCUGAGUCCUGACAUGAUAAAGAAACUUGUAAACACCUCUUCCAAAGCUACUGACUUCAACACUACGGCUGUCACACAGCAGAUGGAUGACAUUUUAAGAAUCAAUUUGAAUACAACAGCAGAAAAGGUUUAUAACUUGAGUCUUCAACAACCGAACGACAUCAAAUAUGGACUUCAAAAUGAAUCUCUGAAACUGAGGCGAAUUCAAACCGACAUAGAGAUGACCAUCUUUCCUCAAGUGAUAAACCUGAAAUCUUCCAUCAGGAACCUUCAGUCCUCUUCAGAAAAAAUCAACAGAACAGUGGGGGAGGUGCUGAGGAGAGCUCAAGUAGCACAAGACUUUCUCAACACAAAUACGACACAGAUUGUAAAGACCGAAAGUAGAAGGUUUCUAAAUUGCCAGCUGGAUUACGUCAAUGCGUAUACUAAGUGGGCCAAGACAAUGUUCACCCAGCAUGUCGGCCUCUGCGUGCCUGUUGCCAGGGUCGUAGACUCCGUUGACACUGUCGUUUGUGUUAACACAGUGGAGUCUUUGAAUGCGUUCUGGUUCAGUCUGGGCUGGUGCCUGAUGUUCUUAAUUCCCAGCAUUAUAUUUUCCAUGAAGCUGGCAAAGUACUACAGGAGGAUGAGCUACUCUGAUGUUUUUGAAAAUCACAUCGUUAUGAACCACAUCCCUCGGGCUCAGAUGAAAAUCCCCUUAGGAUGUGGGUAAACGCACGUGCGUGAGGCAGAUUUAAAGGUCUGCAGGCACGAGUGUUGUGUUUGAGAAAAUCGAAGCACAUGGGACACCACAGCACAGAUGUGGCACAUUGUCACUUGGGUAAAACAACUGAAAAAAAAAAA
This is a messenger RNA of Poecilia reticulata (guppy), 2984 nucleotides long. It is a transcript of the gene prom2, whose product is annotated as prominin 2. The record is from RefSeq and is a predicted model, not a curated record. Gene Ontology annotation, cellular component: cell surface; microvillus; apical plasma membrane. Gene Ontology annotation, molecular function: cholesterol binding. NCBI's taxonomy places the organism in Eukaryota, Metazoa, Chordata, Actinopteri, Cyprinodontiformes, Poeciliidae.